UGCUCUUUUAAAAGGGUGUCGUUGCCUGGAAAUUGACUGCUGGGAUGGCUCAAACAAUGAACCUGUUGUGUAUCAUGGUCACACUUUAACGAGCAAAAUUCCAUUUCAUUCUGUAAUUCAAGUGAUAGACAAGUAUGCAUUUCUGGCAUCUGACUAUCCAGUUGUACUGUCUUUGGAGAACCACUGCAGCCCUAAGCAACAGGAAGUAAUGGCAGACUAUUUAGAAAGUAUUCUAGGUGACAGACUUCUUACUUCAACAAUUGGUGAUACAGUGGUGACUCAACUACCUUCUCCUGAGACAUUAAAAUUCAAAAUUCUGGUAAAAAAUAAAAAAGUUGGAACAAUUGAGGAAGGUAUACUCAGGAGAGAUCUUGACAGUCAUGGUGAGACGGGGGAAAUUUCUGAAUUUGAAAAUAUAUCCGAUGAAGAUGAGACUGAUGAAAAAGCCCCUCUUUACCCAAAGAGUGAUUCCUCAAAAAGAAAAAGUGAACGUAGACCCUCACCCCCACCUCGAAAAAAGGCAAAGCUGAAGAAGACAAAAAUUGCCAUUGCGUUAUCGGACCUUGUGAUUUAUACCAAAUCUGAGAGAUUUGUGAGCUUUGAGCAUUCCCUAGCUAAUCAGAAGUGCUAUGAAAAUAAUUCAAUUGGAGAGGUUCGAGCACGAAAAUUUGUAAAACAUUCAGCUAAAGAGUUUGUUUCACAUACUUCAAGAUUCAUUACAAGAAUCUACCCCAAAGGAACAAGAACGACCUCUUCAAAUUAUAAUCCUCAAGAGUUCUGGAAUGUGGGGUGUCAAAUGGUGGCCUUAAACUUCCAGACAUCGGGAGUACAAAUGGAAUUGCAAAAUGGAAAAUUCCUAGACAAUGGUGGUUGUGGUUAUAUUCUGAAACCAGAAUUCUUGAGAAAUCGCAAUUCAACAUUUACCCCACACAAUGUGGGAAGAUACAGUAAACCAAUGUCUCUGUCAAUAAGGCUCAUCUGUGGUCAUCAGUUACCACCCAGUAACCUGUCGAAGACCAACAAAGCUGACCCUUUAGUGCAGAUAGAAAUUUACGGUGUGCCAGAAGAUCAAGCAAAAAAAAAAUCUAGUGUUAUAAAAAGCAAUGCUUUGAACCCUAGAUGGGAUGAAACUUUCUCUUUUACUGUCCAAGUUCCAGAACUGGCAUUGAUACGCUUCUGUGUGGAAGAUGAGAUAUCUUUGGUUGCAAAUGAAUUCCUUGGUCAAUACACUUUACCACUGCUGAGCUUGAGUAAAG
Molecule: messenger RNA, 1256 nt
Organism: Fulmarus glacialis (Northern fulmar)
Lineage: Eukaryota; Metazoa; Chordata; Aves; Procellariiformes; Procellariidae
Gene: PLCZ1
Product: phospholipase C, zeta 1
Exons: 8
Biological process (GO): positive regulation of cytosolic calcium ion concentration involved in egg activation; intracellular signal transduction; lipid metabolic process
Cellular component (GO): nucleus
Molecular function (GO): phosphatidylinositol-4,5-bisphosphate phospholipase C activity
Source: RefSeq, a predicted model, not a curated record